AUGCGGCCCCAUCCCGCCCCAAUGUUUGCUCUGCGUGUCCCAGAGCUGUUGCAUCCAGUUGGAUACGAGUAUCUCCUGCUGCCGUUGCUUCCACUUCAGUUCCAGUUUUGGCUGCUGGUUAAUUGCAUGCGACUGCUGCAACUCACGGCUGCCAACAUGCGGCAAUUGACAUUGAUCAGCGCUGACCUUAACGGAGUGGGGUUCCAGACAUCCGGUCCAGCCCAUCCACCUGCACACCUGCCCUUCCACCCACCUGCCCACUGGUCACUUAAUGCGCUUAAAGCGAGACACAACGAGAGACCGACAGAAGGAGGUCCUGGAAUCCCCUCAUCAUUAUGCAGAUGGAUACACGGAACUCUCCCCCAAGGCAUGCAAAUGGAAUGCGAAAAGUGCGCCUACGACAAAAGUCUAGAGUGCGGGGGAAUGGUAUGA
Messenger RNA from Drosophila suzukii, 432 nucleotides. The record is from RefSeq and is a predicted model, not a curated record. Lineage: Eukaryota; Metazoa; Arthropoda; Insecta; Diptera; Drosophilidae.